UGGAACCAUAUCGUUUACAGUACAAUUCCAAAAUCAAACACGAACGUAAACCUAUCCUUCGAAAACUGAAAUGAAAUCAUGGCAAAACCCAUUCCACGACCACAACAACUUUGACACCGGCAUCGAUACAAUGAUGAACCCGACGAUCUUGUCCCCAUCUUUCAUGGUCGAAGGUCAGCAAUUUUGUGAUGAAGCAGCAGACGAAACCGAAGCUGACAACUCCCAGGCCGGUAACCUCAAUGGCAACGACAGCAUGGGUUAUUUAAAAAUUCUUUCGUCUGAUCAUGACAAUCCGAAUGAUACUAGCAUGGGUGAAGAAACGGAAAUUAUUGUGUCCACUGUUGGAAUGAAGUUUAAAGAUGAACUUGGAGGAGCAUGGUGUAAAAACACUUUCCAUCUUGAGCACAAUCACAUAACAAGUCCAUCUAGAUCAAGUCAAGCACAAUCACAGAACAAGUCCAUCCAAAUCAAGGGUAUACUGAUGCAAUCGCAAAAUCAGCACAUGUGAAAGGACAGCUUAAAAUAAAUGAGAUUGAUGGGGCAUUCCAACAACAUGUAUCCUAAACCCUACAAAAAUUGAAGGUUAAAAAUUUUGAUAAAAAAAUGAUGAAA
Messenger RNA from Olea europaea var. sylvestris, 612 nucleotides. RefSeq lists its product as uncharacterized. The transcript is spliced from 2 exons. The record is from RefSeq and is a predicted model, not a curated record. Bases 71 to 508 code for a protein of 145 amino acids. Lineage: Eukaryota; Viridiplantae; Streptophyta; Magnoliopsida; Lamiales; Oleaceae.